This is a messenger RNA of Coturnix japonica (Japanese quail), 1757 nucleotides long. RefSeq names its product forkhead box D3 (gene FOXD3). Gene Ontology annotation, biological process: anatomical structure morphogenesis; regulation of transcription by RNA polymerase II; cell differentiation. NCBI's taxonomy places the organism in Eukaryota, Metazoa, Chordata, Aves, Galliformes, Phasianidae. The record is from RefSeq and is a predicted model, not a curated record. Gene Ontology annotation, molecular function: DNA-binding transcription factor activity, RNA polymerase II-specific; RNA polymerase II cis-regulatory region sequence-specific DNA binding.
UGACCGGGGGGGAUCCCCGGGAGCGGAGCGGGCGCGGCCCCCCCAUGCCCCGCGGGGACGGCGCCGCGGGCGGCAGCGGAGCCGCGCGGGUGUAGCGGCCCCGCGCUGGGGGAGAGGGGCGCGGGGGCGGCCCGCGGAGCGGGGAUGACUCUAUCGGGCGGCGGCAGCGAUAUGUCCGGCCAGACCGCGCUGGCGGCCGAGGACGUGGAUAUCGACGUGGUGGGAGAGGGAGACGACGCGCCGGGCAAGGACGGGGACGGCGAGGCCCGCAGCCCCGCCGCUCUGCCUCGGCUGCCGCUGGACGAGGCGGCGGAGCCCGGCGAGCCGGGAGCGGGAGGCGAGAGCGGCAGCAGCGGCAGCGGCAGCCCGGCACCGGCGGGACCCGAGGGCGGCAGAGGGGGCGGCGGCGGCGGCGGCGGCGAGGAGGGGGCGAGCGGCGGGGGAGCGGCGGCGGCGGCGGCGGCGGCUGCGGGGCAGAGCAAACCGAAGAGCAGCCUGGUGAAGCCGCCCUACUCGUACAUCGCGCUCAUCACCAUGGCCAUCCUGCAGAGCCCCAAGAAGCGGCUGACGCUGAGCGAGAUCUGCGAGUUCAUCAGCGGCCGCUUCCCCUACUACCGGGAGAAGUUCCCCGCCUGGCAGAACAGCAUCCGCCACAACCUCUCCCUCAACGACUGCUUCGUGAAGAUCCCCCGGGAGCCCGGCAACCCGGGCAAGGGCAACUACUGGACGCUGGACCCCGAGUCCGAGGACAUGUUCGACAACGGCAGCUUCCUGCGGCGGAGGAAGCGCUUCAAGCGGCACCAGCAGGAGCACCUGCGGGACCAGACGGCGCUCAUGAUGCAGGGCUUCGGCGCCUACGGGCUGGCCGGGCCCUACGGCCGACCGUACGGGCUGCCCCCCGGCGCCUACCCGCACCCCGCCGCCCUGCAGUACCCCUACAUCCCUCCCGUCGGGCCCAUGCUGCCGCCCGCGGUGCCGCUGCUGCCGUCGGGCGAGCUGAGCCGCAAAGCCUUCAACGCGCAGCUCGGGCCCAGCCUGCAGCUGCAGCUCAGCAGUCUGGGGGCGGCGGGCUCCAUCGUGAAAUCCGAGCCCAGCAGCCGCCCCUCGUUCAGCAUCGAGAACAUCAUCGGCGGCCCCGCCGUCAGCUCGGCUCCCAGCGCGCAGACUUUCCUUCGGCCGCCCGUCACGGUGCAGUCGGGCCUGGUGGCCCAUCAGCCGCUGGCGUUAGCCAGGACCACCGCGGCCAUCGCUCCCAUCCUCAGCGUGCCUACCAACAUCAUCGCGGGGCAGUUCCUGCAGCCCCCCGCCGCCGUGCAGGCCAAGUGGCCGGCGCAGUGACCGGCGGAGCGGUGACCCCCCCCCGGACGGAUCUCUGGGAAUCGGCCGAGGUCGCUUUCGGGGUUUUUAUUUUUCUAACAGAGGCGAAGCGACGGUCGCGUUUAGGAGCCGGGAGGACUUUCGCUUUUUUUGAAGGUUCCGGCGCUCCGAGCGGUUUUAUCCGAAAUAAGCGAACGAAUGGGGGAAAUGUAUAAAAAUAUGAAUAAUAAGCGGGGGGAAUUUUAAAUAUUAAACGAACGAACAACAACGAAAAAAAAAAUGAAUUUUGGAGGAUAAAAAAAAAAAAAAGAAAAAAAAGCCAGGAGAAAAACGCUGUGGUUCUAUUAUAGAAGUCUGUUUAUAUAUGAAUGAAUAUAUGUAUUCUAAAUGUUAUCCCUUCGUGAUGUACACAACUUUGUAAAUAAAUUUUUCAAACGCUC